CUAUAAAGACCCGUACUGUUUAAUUAAACACGAAGCAACUGUUCUUCGUAGUUUGGCUUGUUGUCAGUCGAUGUUUAUUAGAGGUGUCUCUUUGUAAGACAUAGUUAUGAGCAAAAGAACAAGGUUUUUAUCGUUACGGCGCUAACAGGCAUUUUUAAAAGACAGAAAUAGGCUGCUAAGUUAAUUAGCACCCGUCAGGAUUAAUACCUCUUACGCUAACAGCAGGCCUUUGCUUUACCUUUAACGUGUAACGUUACUGUGGAAGACUCGUUCUCUUGUUGAGAGUUUUCUUUAGCUCCUGCUACUCGUCAGCAACGUGGCAGGCAGAAGGGGAGCGGCUCCUCCAGACCAGGACUAUGUCCAGACACAGCCUGCGGCUCGAUGAUGGGCUGUUGGACCGCAGCCUGCCACACAGCAGCGCCUCCUUCAGCGUGGGAGGAGGUGGCUGGAGGAACACCAGGUCUCUGAAGCCUCGUCGUUCUCAGCAGCUCUCUGUCUCCUGCUCUGAGUCGCUCCUCACCCACACUCCUCGUAAACUGGCCGGCCAAUCGCACCACAACAGCAGCCUCCACAGCGUGGCCUCAGACGCAUCCCUGCUCUCCUCCCUGCUGGACGAGUCCUCCAUCCAGGAGACCACGCUGGUCGACACACUCUGGGGUCUGGACCACGACAUCGACCCCAAAGAAAGCACCGUCCUGGCAGACAGCACUCUGACGAGCUCGGUCACCUGCUGUUCCAAACACUCAAGCCAGACGCUCGGCAGGUUUUACUGCAAAGACUGUGAGCUGCGCUCAGAUAGGAAGGAGUCCACCUCCACCCACUGCUCCUCGCUGAUGGGGCCCAGACCCUUAGACCAUGGCGAGUCAGAGACUUCUACCAUCUACUGCAGAGGCCGGAGUUGCAAGAGCAGCACAGGUGUGCUGUGGCUGGGCUCCUGUGCGCUGUGUGUCAGGAGAGCUGCAGUCUGCUGCAUCUCUGUCCUGACACACACCUGGCAGGCAUGUCAGGCACUGGCCUCGAAGGUCACCCAGGGCCACAUGCAGACAGGAAAGAAAGAUGGAGCUCGAGCCGGUCGCAGUGGAGUCAUGAACCUGAAGCAGUCAACUGUGCACCAGAAGGAGCUCCAUCCCAACAGAGCUCUGUAUAAACACACACCAGCAGGUGGUGACUGUAAGAAGCACUGCUCGGACAUGGAUGCUGUCGCUUCAUCGUCAUUGUCCUCGGUGGCUUCCUGUGUCUUGGGCCUGAUGUGGAGCGCGACUGUUUUCACAGGUUCAAUAACAGACCCAGCACCUCAGACUGUUACCAGUGCUUCGUGUCUCUUUCAGCUGACGCGGAGUGCAGCUUCAGCUCUCUGGCCUCUCACCAAGAAAAUACUUUCUGCCUCCUGGAGCAUCGGACGCUCUGCAGGUGAAACGGCAGCUGAGACGUUCAGGCGGCUGAGCAGGCGAUGGCAUCACACGACCCCUGGCUUCCUCCUGACUCGGUUCUUGUUGGGUCUCCUCCCUCUACUGCUCCUGUUCAGCCUGUGUUGGUUUGGUACAGCUGGUCUGCAGUCCGUCUUUCCAGCUGUCAACAUCACAGCGUGGAGGACGGUGGUUUCUGACGUCCCUGGUCUGUCCUUCAUCUACAGCCAGUCGGCAGAGGCUGCAGUGGAGGAGUUGAAGGAGGCGCCCCCCUACUUCGAGCCGCUCCACAGUCGAGCUCCACAAGCUCAAACACCGACAGCAGACGAGGAAGAGCCAUUGGAGCAGGCCCGGCUCGCACGUGUGGAGCAAAGUCUUAGGGCGCUGUGGGAGCGUGUGGAGGCUGAUGGGCUGCGAGCGGAGCAAAGACACAGGGAGGUGCUCCAGCUCUACACUGACCUCCAGCAGCAGCAGCUCGUCUCUGCUCAGAGACAUGGGGGAGGCGUGGAGCCCUGGCUGAGCCACCUGCUGAACAAACAGCUUUCUGAGCUCUGGACUCGACUGGAAAAGGAAAGACAGCAGCGGGAACAGAUUCAACAACAGGAUAUGUUGCAGCAGCAGAGUCAAGCAUCUCGUCUGGAUCAGCUGGAGCUGCAGCUGCAGACGCUGGCUGCCAGGACAGAGGAGGUGCAGUGGAAACGAGAAGCUGCUACAACUGUCUCACCUUCAGAAACAACUCUCCCAGCUGCUGACAGUGUUAGUGUGGACCUUCAGUCCCAUGAUGCCUUGCUGAGGGAGGUUGCACAGCUGAAGGCAGCUCUGGAGGAUGUCAAGCGGGACCUUGAUGGUGUUUCUGGGUUUCAGGACGGCUGCCGACAGCUCGACACAAUCCAGCAGGUGAUUUCAGUGCAGGUUUCCACUCGGGUCCGUGAGGAGGUUCGGGCUCUAGUCUAUGGGAACCAGCUGACAGUGGGGGGCGGGGCCUCUGGAGAGAACACCAGGCCGCCAGAAUCGCUCCUCCAGUGGCUUUCGCAGCAGUAUGUCAGUGGGGCUGACCUGCAGACGGCACUGGCCACCCUGGAGUUCAGCAUCCUGCAGAACAUCAGCCUGCAGCUGGGGCAGCAACGCAGCAAUGAGAUGGUCAGAGAGCCUGUCCUGCAGGCCGCUGCGACCGCCGUGACCCAGGAGGACGUCCAUGUGAUUGUGAAAAACGCUCUGCGGCUGUUUUCUCAGGACCGAACCGGCCUGGCCGACUAUGCUCUGGAGUCUGGAGGGGGCAGCAUUCUGAGCACUCGCUGCUCUGAGACAUACCAGACGAAGGCUGUUCUGCUCAGCCUGUUUGGAGUUCCCCUCUGGUAUUUCUCUCAGUCUCCUCGAGCUGUGAUCCAGCCAAACGUCCAUCCAGGAAACUGCUGGGCCUUCAGAGGCUCCACAGGCUUCCUGGGGAUCCGCUUGUCCUUGAGGAUCCUGCCCACCGCCUUCUCCCUGGAGCACAUCCCCAAAGCCCUGGCUCCCAACGGGGCACUGCUCAGCGCCCCCCGAGACUUCAGCGUCUAUGGUCUGGAUGAUGAGAGCCAGGAGAGAGGGCAGCUGCUGGGUACGUACACCUACAAGGAGGAUGGAGAGGCUCUGCAGACCUUCUCAGUCACUGAAGAGAACGACCGAGCCUUCCAGAUCAUCGAGGUGAAGGUGUUGUCCAACUGGGGCCAGCAGGAGUACACCUGCAUGUACCGCUUCAGAGUGCACGGGACACCCAGUGACAAAUGAGCACGCUGCAGAGUUGAUGUUGGAUCACAGUCAGGAUGGAGACGACGGAGACAGACCUGGUUGCUGCAGCUUUGUCAGACAUGUCAAGGUUUACAUGGAAUCGUCUGAGCUCCCUGCUUCAGUCACUCACUGCUAACUGCCUGACUCACCACAGACUGACUGACUCUGACUUGAUUCUGUUGAUCAGAUGACAAACUCGCGUCCUUCCUUCCAGACCAAAUGCAAUCUGAGUGUUGUCUUUUCCUGUGGAGAAACAGCAGCUCUGGGUGUGAGGUUUCUGUUAAUAGUUAAUAUUUUUAUAUCUGUUUUGUAUAUGCUGUGUUUAAAGGUCCUUGUUCUCAGUGGUUUUUCAUGUUUUAGGCCAUUUUUCUUUUAGCGCUUACAUCAUCACUGUGUGGUACUGCAGCUCUGAGUGGUUUUAAAGGACAGUUUGGGUCUUUUUUUGCUCUAUCUUAAUCCAGCACUGGCAUUCCCAGGUGAAUGUUAAACAUUGUUCCUCAUGCUGCGCAGAGGAACAAUGUUAAACAGUUUAAAUUGCUAAACAGCAGUAUAGUGCAGUUUGAUCAUCAGAUGUCCAACUGUCCAUGAAUGCACUGACAGAGGGUUUAAAAUGGCUCCUGCUCACAGCUGCAGCCUGAACAGUGCUAUUGUACUUCUGUCAAAUGUUUGGUCACUAAUCUCUUCGUAUUCUGAUGUUACAUAUCACAGAGAAAUUAGAAAGAGGUAAAUCAGAGAAAACAUCAUUUUGAUUUGAUGGGCUGCUGUAAAUCUCCAUGUUUAUUGUUGUCUUCGGCUCAGUGGAAGAGGAGUUUUUGUUUUCAUUAAGGAUUCUUUGUGCUCGAACCACUUUUUUUUUAUUUUUUUUUUUUUAUGUUUUGUUAUGUGAUUUCAAGCUGGCCAAGUAAUAAAGAUGCUGAAUACAAUUUUCUAUAUCUUUAAGGAACACUAUGGCAUCUCAGCUGCAGGGAAUAUCUGCCAAGCUUCUUUUCUAACACUAGUAGUUGUAUCUGUCACCAGGAUUGUCUAGACCAGGGGUGCCAAACGUACAGCCCGCCAAGGGGUUCAAUCUGGCAGGAUAAAUCUGAAAGUGGG
This is a messenger RNA of Monopterus albus (swamp eel), 4265 nucleotides long. Its product is annotated as SUN domain-containing protein 1-like. Lineage: Eukaryota; Metazoa; Chordata; Actinopteri; Synbranchiformes; Synbranchidae. Gene Ontology annotation, cellular component: meiotic nuclear membrane microtubule tethering complex; nuclear envelope. The record is from RefSeq and is a predicted model, not a curated record. The transcript has 22 exons. The coding region runs from base 357 to 3173 and encodes 938 amino acids. Gene Ontology annotation, molecular function: protein-membrane adaptor activity.